AUGACACCCAAGAAGAAGCGACGUAGCGAGACUUGCGACAGAAAUGGAAGCAGAAGCAAGCACAAAACCAAGGUGGAGCACUUACUGUUGCUCGAGCAACUGGAGCAGUUGGAGCUGGCGGACAGUUGUUGUGACAUUUGCCACUGCUAUUGCUACAGCUCCCACAGCAGCAGCACCACAAGUGGACGCCAGCCCGAGGAGAGGUCGCACAACUCCCAGCAGGAGCUGCAGCAACUGGAGCAGCAGAUUGAGGCGCUGGAGCUACUGCAGCGUCGCGAAAGCGCUGGUAAGAAGGGCAGCAUCAAGGUCAAGCUAAGCAGCAAGCCUCGAAAACGCAGUGCUUCCAAAUCGCCUGUGGAGCACAGUCGCCGCAACUCCGCAGAGACCAAUACGCGUGCUUCCACGGCGAACAGGAGUCGACGUUCAAAAAGCGCGGGCAGUGAACGGAGCACCCGACUCGAACGGAGGGGGGCGGAGGAGCGCAGUGUCAGUGUGGGCGUGCCAGCAGCUUCGACAAACAGGAAACGUGAGAGAGCAGGUGCUACCAGGGACUGCAAAAUAUUGCAGAACAUUCUUGGCCCACUAUCGGAACCAUUGCCAGCGUUGAUCAUCAACGGAAAAGCCAAGUCGAAGUCUCAGCAAGCACUUAACCAACCACCUGCCGACAACGAUAUGGCUUUGGUGCCUCUCGGGCAGACACGGCCGAGCCAUUCCAAUGAGACCCUCUGUAGCUCCAUGGCCAAUCUUUGUCUUACCCCCACUGUGCGUGCCGCCUAUCAGCAAGUGCCCAUGCACGACAAGAAGAUUCUUAAUCGCAUGGCCGUGAAGCGCAGCCAGCAACUGGUGGAGAAGGAGCACGCCUGGCUGGCUCGCAAAUAUUGGGAGAACGAACGUCUGGAACGGGAAUUGCUCAAGUGCGAGCAGAUAGAGGAGUAUAAGCGGGCAGUUCAUGAUAAACAGUUUCAAGACUACAUGCUGACCAAGGUCCGUUUGCAGGCGCUGGCCCAGCGGGAUUUGGCCGAGCUGCAACGCCUCCGAGAGGCGCUGAAUGCCAAAGAUGCUGCUGCCAAGCAGCGAAUCGCAGACCUGAGACUGGAACGGGACAUCCAGUUGUGCCAGCGCCGGUGCGAGGAGCUACGUCGCAGUGAGGCCGUCAAUUUACAGCAGGAGGAGCAACACCUGGAUACCACCUUGCGGAAACGCGAUAUCUGUAUGCGACUGACCCAGCGGCUCAGGCGAGCGGACGAGUUGCGAGGCCAGCUCCUGCAGGCCUACCUCAAUCGCUUGCAGCAUGACAAUUAUGUGGAACAAGUGCAGCACGAGGAGCAUUGGCGGGAAAGGCAACAGCUAGAGAUUCUAAAACGGGAACAACUUAAGGCGGAUAUUCAACGCAAACGGCGUCAAUCGCAGCGCUUCGUGGAGAAUCGACAGCGACGGCAUGAAGCGAUCACAAGGACCGCCAAGAUCUCGGCCAGCCUAAGGGAGCUGGUGCGGCAAUCAGUGACUCCUGAGGCGGGCGCAGGAGGUGGACAAGGAUCGGGUCAGACAGCAGCUUUAGAUUUUUAUGCACAACAGCAGGCGCACCUGGGACGCUUGCUUUUCGAAAAGUAA
Scaptodrosophila lebanonensis is the source of this 1611-nucleotide messenger RNA. RefSeq names its product intersectin-1. The record is from RefSeq and is a predicted model, not a curated record. NCBI's taxonomy places the organism in Eukaryota, Metazoa, Arthropoda, Insecta, Diptera, Drosophilidae. Bases 1 to 1611 code for a protein of 536 amino acids. The transcript has 3 exons.